UUUGACAGUUGACAUUUUGCGGUGUUUAGCGUCUGUAUACAGCCCUUUUAUAUUAAUUUACCAAAAUCAAGCCCUUUAUAUGCACUAACUGGUGAUGUACAGUUUUACAAAUUCAUCACGCGUUCGGCAAUUUUAAAAAAAUUUACAAAGCAGUGCUUGUGAUAUUGGAAUCAAGAUGAUGGCCUACGGCCCCAAGAAGGACGGGAGCCCUAACGUGAAGUACUUCGAGGCCCCCGAAACUCUCGCCGCACUUGAAAUGGUCAGACAAUGGCUGCAGAAAAACGGAAAAAAGUAUUUACAAGCUGACCCCGUCACGAACAAAAGUUUGUCGCUGCUGGCGCUGCAACUAAUGCAGUUUCAAGAAGACUUUCUCGGGAAGAACGUACAGAAGACUCCCAUGACGAGGAUACCGGUGAGGUAUUUCCUGGAUUUCAAGCCCGGAGGGUCGUUGUGUCAUAUGUUGCUGACGGCGUAUAAGUUCAAGAGCGAGCAUAACUGGAGGAGGUUCGAGAUUCCCACGGGAAAGAGCACUGGCAAGUUAGAGCGCGUCUUCGAAAUGUUCAAAUGCAUGGAAAAGGUCUUGAUGCAAAACCGCUUCUACACGGUCCCCACCGUCUACAUCCGCCCCGAAGUGGAAAAGUCCCUAGCCGCUAAAUUACGCGAAAUCGUCUGUCGGAAAUUUGCUCAAGUUGCAGAGACCGAAGAAAUGGCCACUCACAUUUGUUACCCCCCUGUAGACCCCGCUGAAGAAGAGUACGGACGUCCGGUGUUCAAGCGCGAGAAAAUGGUCAUGAUGCACUGGUACUAUUUCCCGAAUUCGUACGACACUUGGAUCAGUCUAGACAUAUCUGGCGAUGGUGUGAGUACCGACGUUCCGAGUCCCAGAGCCGAACCGUGGCGAGUGUCGUGCUCGUGGUUACUAGAAACCGACCACUACAACGAGUGGAUGUCUGAAGAAGACUACGAAGUGACGGAGUUGGGACACAAGAGGAUUCACCCGUUGAGGAUGUCAGUGGAAGACGUGAUGAAUCCCUCCAACGACGACAGGUCGAAAAAGAAACAAAAGCGGAAACGGUCGCCGUCGCCGUCGUCCAAAGUCGGGAAACGCAAAAGCGGGCGGAGCCCGGCCAUCGGGAAAAAACAAAGACCGGACGAAAUGGAAGCGGAAGAUUUGACGAAAGACAUGGAGGAGCCGACGCCCGAACCUAACAUUGUUGAAGUUAAUUCGGCAAUCGCGAAUCAAAACAGCAAAAAAGACCAUGAAUUGCAGCCUUUGAAAGGGGGCUCGGUUACGGACUUGGAGGAGUCGGAGGAACGAGGCGAGGACUCGCAAAAUGGAAAAAAUAGCGAUAGUAAUACUCAGGAUGACGGACAAGAGGAUAAUGUUACUGAGCAGACGCAUCAUAUAAUUAUACCGUCGUACUCGGCGUGGUUCGACUAUAACGCUAUUCACGAGGUGGAAAAAAGAGCUCUACCUGAGUUCUUCAACGGUAGAAAUAAAUCGAAAACUCCCGAAAUAUAUCUAGCUUAUAGGAAUUUUAUGGUUGACACCUACAGGCUAAACCCAACGGAGUAUAUCACUAGUACGGCGUGUCGUCGAAAUCUAGCAGGCGACGUCUGUGCGAUAAUGCGAGUCCACGCGUUUUUAGAACAAUGGGGCUUGAUUAACUAUCAAGUUGACACAGAUUCCAGACCUACCCCCAUGGGUCCACCACCGACUUCCCAUUUUCAUAUUUUAUCGGACACCCCGUCGGGUCUGCAACCUGUAAACCCACCCAAAACCCAACAACCCAGCGCCGCUAAAACCCUCCUAGACCUGGAUAGGUCCCAGGAGCUCAAAAAAAUCGAAGGUCCCGAUCAAAUGACCAAUUUCGGGUUAAAAUUGGACCAGUACAUCAAAAAACCCGCCGCUUUGAGAAACAAAAGCGCCGCCUCUUUAACCCGAGACUGGACGGAACAAGAAACUCUUUUGUUAUUGGAAGGUCUCGAGAUGUACAAAGACGAUUGGAACAAAGUUUGUGAGCACGUGGGUUCCCGAACCCAGGACGAGUGCAUUUUGCACUUUUUGCGUUUACCGAUUGAAGAUCCAUACCUGGAGGACCCCGAAGCCGGUGGUGCACUAGGUCCACUAGCCUAUCAACCGAUUCCUUUCAGUAAAGCGGGGAACCCUAUUAUGUCCACAGUAGCCUUUUUAGCUUCCAUAGUGGAUCCUAGAGUGGCCGCCGCCGCCGCCAAAUCCGCCAUGAACGAAUUCGCCAGCAUAAAAGACGAAGUCCCCGCCGCCGUCAUGGACGCCCACUUGAAAAACGUGGAAGCCUCCUCCGCCGAGGGAAAGUACGACCCUGCAGCCAACCUAGCCCUCACCGGAAUCGCAGGCACCGCCCCCGAGAAAGAAGAAGACGACAAAAUCAAAAAAGAACCCGAGACGAAAGAAGAAGAAAAACCCGACGAGAAAAAACCCGAAGAAAAGGACGAAAAAGAGGACAAAACGAUAAAGACAGAGGCGGCCGCCGAGCCCGUCAAGAGCGAAAAACCCGAGCAACCCGAACCCAAGUCCGAGCGCACGGUGAAAGACAGCGAGAUGCAGAGCGCCGCGGCCGCCGCGUUGGCGGCGGCCGCCGUCAAAGCCAAGCACCUGGCGGCGGUCGAAGAGCGCAAGAUUAAGUCACUGGUGGCCUUGUUAGUGGAAACACAGAUGAAGAAGCUCGAAAUCAAGCUGCGGCACUUCGAGGAGCUGGAGACGACGAUGGAGCGCGAACGGGAGGGGCUGGAGUAUCAGCGGCAGCAGCUGAUCACGGAGCGGCAGCAGUUCCACCUGGAGCAGCUGAAGGCGGCGGAGUUCAGGGCGAGGCAGCAGGCGCACCAGAGGCUGCAGGCCGAUCAGGGCCAGUGGGCUUUGCAGCAGCCGCAGAUGACGCAUACGGCGCCGCCCAACGAGGGGGCGGCCACCAACACGCCCACGCCUCCCAGUCCGCAAGCCGCCGCCGUCGCGUCCCCCGGGGCGCCGCAUCAUCAUAUUUAAGCUGCAAGUUUGGUUCGUAGGCGUAGGAGUUUUUUUAUUACGAUUCGCAUUCUUUUGUCUUUUUAAGUAUACAUGAUAUGAUUUGGGCUUUUAUUUUUAUUAUAUUAUGUAGGAGUCUACAUUUCGUGAUUGAUUUGUAAGUGGUUCUUGUAUUAAAUAUGUACAAAACU
Zophobas morio is the source of this 3192-nucleotide messenger RNA. Its product is annotated as SWI/SNF complex subunit SMARCC2-like. Gene Ontology annotation, biological process: positive regulation of DNA-templated transcription. Gene Ontology annotation, cellular component: SWI/SNF complex. The record is from RefSeq and is a predicted model, not a curated record. The transcript has 3 exons. NCBI's taxonomy places the organism in Eukaryota, Metazoa, Arthropoda, Insecta, Coleoptera, Tenebrionidae. The coding region runs from base 176 to 3022 and encodes 948 amino acids. Gene Ontology annotation, molecular function: histone binding; DNA binding.